This is a messenger RNA of Anisakis simplex (herring worm), 942 nucleotides long. Lineage: Eukaryota; Metazoa; Nematoda; Chromadorea; Rhabditida; Anisakidae. The record is from the annotation of a GenBank genome assembly.
AUGCCUUUACCACCAGCCUUGAUGGCACGUCUUAAAAGACGUGGUAUUAUACAAGAAGAUGCAAAUGAAGAAGUCAUAGCGGAAAAUUACGACGCCGAAGCAACUUCUGUGCCCCAAAAAUCUACCCGUUCGGGUAAGGACACAAAUGCUUCGGGUGCAGUGGGUUGCCCAAACAAAUAUAAUCCAUAUCAUUAUUGCGUGCAGUUUUGCUACGAUCAUUGGAAAGACGGAACGAGUGAAAAUUCGUUGCCGAAGGCAUAUACAGAAGAACGUUUGAAGAUUUUGAAAAAAUAUCCACUACCUAGUGGCUGGAAAGAAGUGUAUGAUCCGGGCUGUGCACGUCACUAUUAUUGGUAUCCGAGAACGGACGAAGUUUCAUGGUUACCGCCUCGUCAUCCGCUAGCGGUGAUUGGUGAUGCGGCGCCGAAAGUUUCAAAAGAUCUAUUCGAAAAACGUGAAAAUACGAAUGGUGUGGGCGUUGAUAUGGACAACAAAGAAAUUGGUGGUGAUCGUGAGCGCAGAAUGGACGAAAAUGAAGUGGAAAAGAAUUCACUGAAUGAAAAAGAGGGGGGAUCGUACCGCCGAGAUGAAAUGACGAAACGUGACGUUACUAUUGAUCGUUUAAAACAACGCAAGCGGAAAGGUUUCGAAGAUGAUGGCGAUAAGUUGUCGAUGACAACUAAAUCAAAUAGUGAUGAUGAACGAAGGCCUGAAUUGAAUGAACGUGAUAAAUUAAGACGUGCUAAACGUAAGGGCAUCGACCCAAUGGAUCCGGCAGCUUAUGGUGAUAAUGUUCCGGUGGGAAAAUGGAGUUCUGGUUUGCAUGCACACGAUCGAACUGGCGCAGACGUGACGGCAAGCGGACCACUUUUCCAGCAAAGGCCAUAUCCGGCACCCGGAGCGGUUCUGAGAAGACAGCAACAGGAUCAAACGGAUCAGUAA